This is a messenger RNA of Fusarium sp. VM40, 1290 nucleotides long. The record is from the annotation of a GenBank genome assembly. NCBI's taxonomy places the organism in Eukaryota, Fungi, Ascomycota, Sordariomycetes, Hypocreales, Nectriaceae.
AUGGCUGCCACUAGAGCAUCACCGCUAACACGCUUUUCUAUGAAGAACAAGGCCACUGAAAGUGGACCUGAGUCGCCCACUACUGCUCGACCUUUUGAUCUCGACGACGACGAUGUGCAAGAAUCAGGCAUUCUAGGAAGCGACGAUGGUAACACCACAACCGCUGCUGCGACCAAUACCUCCCAGGCACCUGCUCAGGCACAAGCCCCAAAGAACGAGACAGCACCCCCUAAGCCCCCUCGGCCCAUGUCCGAAGCUCAAAAGAAUGAGGGAAUCCUUAAGGAGGCAUUCCCUGGCGUAGAGCUGAGCGUUAUCAAAGCUGUACUGAGAGCUAGUGGUGGUCGCGUGGAGCCCGCGUUCAAUGCCUUGUUAGAAAUGACGGACCCUGAUGCUGCUCAGAACGAACCCGCGGAUGAAGUCCCACCUCCUCAGCCCCCGAGGCCCCAAAACCGAUCCCAGAUGUCGCAACUGGAGGCCGAUGAGUUAUACGCCCGCCAGCUUGCCGAGCACUUUGACAACGUUGGUUCCUACGAGUCUCGGACCGCCAACCGCGGUGGCAAUGAUGAACGGCAAAGACAGGGCCAGCAUGGCCAGGAUCAAUGGGGCGACGACCGCGAGCACAGCUUUAUUGACGACGACCUCCCUGUUAUCCGUGAUAAUCUCCGCAAAGGAUUUUUCGAGACACAGGAAAAGGUCAACGGAUGGAUCACCAACCUGAAGAAGAAGAUCGAGGAGAACUUUGAUGAAAGUGAAGAGCAGACGCAACGACAAGGACAAGGGCAACCUUACCGUCGUCCCGGAGAAUCUAGCCGACCCAGUGGUGACUACGAUCGAUAUGAUGCGGAUCCCCAAGUGCUCAGUGAUGACUUUGCUGGCAUGAAGUUUUCUUCCGACGGAACUCCCAUGAACCGCCCAAUGGCCAACACAGGCAUGUUCAAGCCUCCGCCUCCAUCAACCUCACCAAAGCCCAAUAAUGGCCGACGAGUCGGCUUCAAGGAGGAGACGGAAGAAAUCAACAUGUACGACUCAUCACCACGGGUACCGCCCAAGGAUGCGGCUCCUGCAAGCGGUGCAAGAGGAAGCAAGUGGCAGCCCAUGUCAGCGGUUGAGCCAAGCCCCAUCGUAGAGAAUGAUCCUUUUAGCCUGGGAGAUAGCGAAGAUGAGAGAGAGACACAUCAGAAGCCCAAGGAGGACAAGUCUGAUGACAGCGAGCGCCUGAAGAAGGCGACUGCCGAGGCUAUGGCUGACAGCCUGAGUGAAUCACAAGCGGCAGACGCGAAGAAGAACUAG